Pseudomyrmex gracilis is the source of this 3662-nucleotide messenger RNA. Its product is annotated as phospholipid scramblase family member 5-like. The record is from RefSeq and is a predicted model, not a curated record. Gene Ontology annotation, molecular function: phospholipid scramblase activity. Lineage: Eukaryota; Metazoa; Arthropoda; Insecta; Hymenoptera; Formicidae. Bases 693 to 1643 code for a protein of 316 amino acids. Gene Ontology annotation, biological process: plasma membrane phospholipid scrambling. Gene Ontology annotation, cellular component: plasma membrane. The transcript is spliced from 8 exons.
GGGAGAGGGUGCAAAAAAAAGCCGAGUGCUGCGCGAACAGAACGAGAGGAGGAUUUGUCGAUCUUAGUUACGGCGCUCCGCGCUUGCGGCGACUUUUUGUCCUUUUUAUCUCUCUUUUUUUUUUUAGGGGAGGCCAAUUUUUCGCUGCGCGUGAGAAAAAACGCGCGUAACGAUAGGAGAAAACGAAAGAGAGAGAGAGAGAGAGAGAACAAAAUCCGGGAAGAAAUUUCCGAGAGAGGCGCGGAAAACGAUCGGCCACACCGGAUACGGGGUGUCGCACACUCUCUCUUAUCUCCGCCAGACGCGGGCGUUAUCCUCAACCUUGCUAACAACUCGCAAGGAGCAGCCGAGCUGCAAAACAAGUGCAAAACAGAGUUGGCCGCGCCGGCCUCGGCGAAGCGCGAGCACAACGCAACAUGUGCGCGUCGGUCUGUCGCAGCACGCAUGAAAACCAAGUAGCAAAUUGGCAGCUGUAAAAUAGGUCGAGGAGAAAAAAAAAAUUGGCGACGCAUCGGGGAAAAACGUAGCGCAGCGCCUCUCUACCCCGCCAGACCAAACCAAACUUGUUUCCCGUUGUUUAGUUGUCCGUUAGUUCGUUCCACCGGUGAAGAGCCGGGCCAUAUCCGUGCCGUUUCUUCCGCAAAAAAAAAAACAAGAUAAAAAGCCGGAAAAAGAAGAAAAGACAGACAGGAAUGCGAAGUAGCAAAUCACCCACUUCCUCGAUUCCGGGAACGAUGAAACCGGUCGCGACGUCACCGACAUCGUCACCGCCGGUUGCGACACCACCGUCCGCGGGUUCAACGUCGUCGCCGGUAUCCGCAUCGUCACCGGCUACAUCACCGUCGUCGCCUGUCAAAGUGAAAUCACCCGCACCCCAGCCGCCGAAAUCUCAUCCGGUUACGUUGCAGCCGGCGAUCACCGCGCAAUCACCCUCGUCGCCGUCGGCACCGCCGUGCAACGAGUCAGAUGGCUUGCUGCCGCCGAGUACGACAUAUCCAUCCGGUUUGCAAUGCCUUAUGAACCUUGAUUACCUUUUCCUGAACCAGAAUCUCGGGUCCCUUCAGUCAUUCGCCGGAUGGGAUGUGGACAACAAAUAUGUCAGUGUUAUGACCGCCAAAAAUGAGACUAUAUUCUACGUGGCCGAGGAAUCGGGUGUAUGCGGACGAGUCUUUCUUGACAAUUACCGUUCCUGCGAGUUUAUCAUCUUCGAUCGAGAUCAUCACGAGGUUCUUCGCAUGAUACGACCUUUUCGAUUUCACAAUUGCUGCUGUCCUUGUUACUUACAGGUCUUAGAGAUUUAUUCAGGAAAUACUCUAUUAGGCAGCGUUACUCAAGAAUGGAGUUUGUGGCGACCAAAGUUUUUCAUUCGCGAUGCGUCCGGUACACCGGUAAUGAAAUUACUCGGACCAAUUAUUUAUUUUUGGGCUGGCGUAACUUUUAAGGUCAAGUCAAUGGACAGUAAGCAUCGCAUCGGCAGGAUUCAAAAAACUUUGGGCGGCAUAAGUUCGAAAGACUCGACCAUUGAUCUCUCCAAUGACAAAUUUACUAUUAGUUUUCCACACGAUCUUGAUGUAAAAAUAAAGGCCAUAUUGCUGGGAGCAUGUUUUUUGAUGGACUUUAUGUGUUUCGACAGAGUGGACUAGUCUGGCCUAGGAUCGGUUUCAUGUAUAAUUUUAAGAGAAAAAAAACAAAGCCAAAAAAUGUCACAUAAUUACGUCUCUGUUGAAAGAGCCUUUUGUGUGCGUGCAAUGUGUAUCGAAUACUUCGAGAUGUAAUUGUCCGGAAAAAUAUGCACAUGUAGCGUGUCUUAUUAAUCGUAAACUAUUAAGAUUAGCUGUGACUAUAUUAGCUGUGACUUUAUUUUUUAAUCGUAUUACAAGUAAGUUUUACUAUGUCUCUUUUUAUUUAAGUAUACUCUCUCAGUUAUUAGAUUAUAUAUAUACAGAGAGAUGUGAUCGAGUGGAUCUGUCUUCGUCAGAACAAAAAAAGGUUGACCUCUAUCUCGAGAAGUCCUCUAUUUUUUAUAAGCGCUAUAUACUUGUCAUACAUUUACUUCCAUCUCGACAAACUAUCUCCUGUAAGCAUUGCGUAUACUUCCGUAUCUGUCUAUUUACAUUUAAACUGUCUUCCUUUUUGUUUUUGAGUAGAUACAUAUAUGUAGGACCGUACGUAAGGUGUACGAAUACUAUCACAAUCUCUUCAUCCGCAAAAUAACAAUGAAUUGUUAUACUCGCUGAUACAUACUAUGUCAAGACUGGAUUUUAUUCAUUUCAAAAAAUAUCGCCAAUUUGUAUAAGUUAUGCGAACCAAUACGAAUAGAUUUAUAACUUUAUUAGUACAUAACGUACCAGGUUUAGACAUAAAAAGGGUGGUUUAUGUGUAAUAUAUAUAUAUAUAUAAAAGAAAGAUUUAUCAUGCACACCACCAAGAUAUACAGAAACUAAAUAUUCGUGUACAUCGGCAUGAUGUGUAAUAACGUAUUGAAUUGUUUCCAAAGUUCGUAGCGUUUUAUACUUGUUGGCAUUACCGUAAAUCACUACAUGUCCGAGAUGUGUACGCGAGACAUCGCACAGAUACUGAAAUCACGGUGUGCAUGAACAUUUACAGAAGUUAAAUUAAGUAAGCCGGUGCGAUGAGCCUUUGAAUUUUAUUAAACAAAAAAACGUUACGUACUUUCCAAACAACUCGUAUAUUUAUAUCACAAUCUCAGACCCUUGUAUAAAACCGUACUCGACGACGAGCUUAAACUAUAUAUAUUAACACAAUAAUAUAUAUAUACAUAUAUAUAUAUAUAUAUAUUUCUUGAAGUAUUUAUCAAAAAAUAAACUUUAUGAGACCGUAUUUAAUUUUGUUACUCGUAUGUAUUCAUUUCUAAAAUAUAGUCUUAGGCACGGACUACUCUAGACUUGUAGAUUGAUGUUAAAAGAAUCAACGAUGUAAUCACAAUAAACUCAUUGCGUGUGGUCGGACUUCAAAAAUUUUUUUUUUUUAUUUGUUUAUGUGAUGACGUAGUAUUGGGAUUCGCAUUUAAUAAGGAUCAGCAUUAACAGGAGAGAAUUAAAAAAGUACACACGUGAUGUACAUAAUGUGUAUGUCUUUUUAUUUUCGUGUUUCAUUUACUUGUAUUCUCAUCGUACAAUGUUUUUUUUUUGUCGGCUGGUACAUUCUCUAGAAUAUUGCCGUAGCGCUCUUCUUUAAACCUCGGCGCGCUUACUCGCGUGUGUUUUUGGUGGUGCGUAGUAAUUUCCGUCGCGCAAGGAUGUUUUCGUUCUUCCUCUCACAUGUAGUAAAAAAGAGAAUGAAAAAACGUGAAUGUUGCUUUCCACCAUUCGCAGACUAGAAAACCGUCAGAGCACCGAGAACAGCACUCGCGAAUCUUGAUAGUUCCGUGAGGAUUGCAAAACGAACAAUUUAAACGUUGUCGUCGAACGAAUCUCUCUCGUUUUAAACAGCGACGACUUUUAUCUCUUCUAUCUCUCUCUCUCUCUCUUUCUCUCUCUUUCCUUGUUAUCUCAUUUAAUAGACAAUCACGACGAAUUUGCAGGGAGAUUAGCACUAGAGCAUUACUAAGUGUGUGAGAAUGCGCGUGACUAUGCGUCAUCGGUUAAACGAAUACACUAGCGAUUGCGACGAAACAAAAAAAAAAACAAAAAAAAAAAAAA